AUGAGUGAGCGUGUUGCGACAUCUCAAUCGGACGAUAAGAGGUCCGUCGAAGAAGGCGUAUCCUUCCUCCAGCGGCCCGGGCCUUUGGCUGCGAGGGAGUUGCACCACACGAACCUCGGCGCUAUCGAAGUGAAGCCUACGUCGCCGAAUCCUGCACCCGCGUUAUCCAAGCGAAGAGGCUCUAGGGGUUCUUCAAGGGGUUCUUCCAGACGGGUCAAGUCCGUGCCUUCUCGUCCUAAGAAGACGACCCCGAAGAAGACUCCUAAGAAGAAGACACCCACGCACAAAACUCCGACGAAGAAAAAGCCCGCAAAGGGAACGACCAAGAAGAACAAAAAGUGCUCCGCGAAGGCUCCAAAGACAUGUGCUAAGAACCAGAAAGAUGCAAAGGGCUGCUGCAAGGUGUCACAGUGCCCAAAGAAUGCUCCUAAGAAAUGCACGAAGAAAGAGAAGGACCCAAAGACCGGUUGUUGCAAGGUGUCAGAGAAGCUUGAGUUCACCAAGUACCCGAAGGGCAAGCAGCACUGGACUCCACCGAAGGUGAAGACGCCCGCUGCCGGACGUCGAUCGGUGGUUGGCUCCGGUGAGCCGACAGUCAUCAAACCCGAGGCCAGGGCUCUUGAUCUAGCGAAACGUGUCUCCCACUCAGUCGCAGAAGGCAGUAAGUUGGAAGCAGGAGCCGCAGACUCCUUAAAGACGUGGCAUGUGAUCAACUGCAUCGCCAUCUCCGGCUACGACACUGCAACAGGCAAGAAGGCUAUGGCGCACAUCAAUGCCAUAUCUCGUACAGGAGUGGAGUACCAAAAUCAGUUCAGAGACUUCGCCGAUAUUGUGUACGCUUGGAAAGGACCGAUAGAGGUCUGGGUGAGGUGGCCCCAUAGUACUGCUAUUCCGGAGGACAGGAAAGAUUUGAAGAAGGAACAGAAGGAGUUUGAGAAGGACAUCAAGCAAUGGGUGGGCUGGAUGGAGAGUUCUCCAGGUCCAAAGAUCAAGGUCAUCGAACGGUCAGCAUCAAAAAGAGAGGGAGACAUGGUAAUGUAUGAAGAAGGAGAUGUUUCAGUCGAUUAG
Molecule: messenger RNA, 1068 nt
Organism: Didymosphaeria variabile
Lineage: Eukaryota; Fungi; Ascomycota; Dothideomycetes; Pleosporales; Didymosphaeriaceae
Exons: 2
Coding region: 1-1068 (355 amino acids)
Source: RefSeq, a predicted model, not a curated record